This is a messenger RNA of Penicillium brasilianum, 1503 nucleotides long. Lineage: Eukaryota; Fungi; Ascomycota; Eurotiomycetes; Eurotiales; Aspergillaceae. The record is from the annotation of a GenBank genome assembly.
AUGAAGAGCUUCAAGCCGAUUUUCUUGUGUGAGGUGAAAGGAGUGGCGGAAUCGCAGCAAGUGGCAAGUGAACAUUGUGCCAAAAACAACAUCAAUACCGUUGUGGCCGCUGAAGAGUUUUCUGGAUACAAGGUCAACGCAAGUUCCCGCCUCCUGGAUCGCUGGCUUGAUAUUUUUGUACGAUUUGCUGGCUCGGCUCCGGUGUUCCUGGUCAUAGUUAGUGGUCUCUUGACCUGGGCCUUGAUGGGGAUUCGUUUCGGUGACUCGGAUGUCUGGAUCGCAGCCAUUUCCGAUGUCCAGGCUAUUCUCUGUUAUGUCUUCGAUUCCCUUCUGAUGCGACAGCUUCUCCGUGAAUACACGGAGCAGCGCGAAGCCAUGGUCAAAAUUCAAUCGCGUUGCAGCAGCCACCAUCGCAUGCUUCUCAAAGUCAAGAACAAACUUGGAUCUGAAGGAAUCCGGGAGGUCGCUGAGAAGUGCCGAGACGAGACAUUGCAACCUCUGGAUCAUGGUUUGCGCACUCAGAGCAUGUUUGCCCGAUGUAUCAUCUUUUCUGCGAAGAAAUUCGGGCACAUAGUCACUGUGGGCAUGUACUGGGUCUGCAUCUUGAUCUGGCUUGGCUUCGGUCCAAAGUUUAAUUGGUCGGACCGAUGGCAGCUAUACAUCAACGACGCGACAUCUGCUCUGAUGGUCUUGGUUUUUGCAUUCCUUGCUUGUCUACGGGAAUGUUAUGCCGAUUAUACCAACAUUUGCUUGGAUGCGAUCUUUCGGCUUGACUCGACUCUCGAGGGUGUACUUCGUCUUCUCACCGAAGAUGACACGCCAAAUCCUCUCGAGGUCGAUAUCCCACCGAAAGAGAACUACCUUCAAACUGUAAUUUACUACUAUGCCGAUAUCAUCGGGACUCUUGUAGGGAUCGUGUUCCUUGUGGUGGUCGUCAUCACCUGGGCAGCCGUCGGCCCGGUCUUCCAUUUCAACAAUACAUGGUGGCUGCUCAUCGGCACAUACGCUGGACUGGUUGGUCUUUUUGACAGCUUCGUUCUCCGGAACGUUCAGAACAAAGUACACCAGAAUACUAAAUGCCAAGUACGUCGUGUUGAGGCACUCGACUUGACAUUGUUCGCCGGUCUGUCCGUUCCGAUUCCCGUCGUGCAGGAUCCCAAGGCGCCAUCCCUCAGUCGUCGGGCCUCUCGAAAGAUGGAUGCGAUUAGCUCCCACCUUCUCAUGGUCGUCGCCGGCUUCAUCCUCACUAUCGGCUGCCUGGUUGCAUCUAGUGCCAUGCGAUGGAGUCUGACUGGACAGCUGAUCUCGAACGUUCCUCCCAGCAUCAUCGAGACUUUCUUCAUGUUGAUCUUGAUCACUGGUCAGAAUGAUGCAGAAGCUGGUGCCCGAGUCGACCUGACGAAUAUUUAUUACCGCCGUCAGCGCCUCUUGUCGUUCAUGAAGCAUGCAAGCGAUUACUGCCAAAAGCAAGAGGUAGAUGAGGCAGCCGCUGAUGCUGAGUGA